UUUUCAUAAAUCAUCUUCAGUGCAGGUUUGGUUUAUGUAGUUUCUUUAAACAAUUAGCAAAUUUAUUUCUUUAGCAAAGAUUAGAAAAGAAAGAUGUCUGACGACGAAUCAAGCCACAGCGAGGCCGAAAGCGAACCUGAAGUUCCCAAAAAGGUCGAACCGCCCAAGAAACGCCAGGAGCCCAAACGCCAGCAAAAUUCGAGCGGUCUGGAUGAAUCGGCGAAGGAGUUGCUGGAGUUCAACAGGCAGGAAAGAGAAAAAAUGGAGGACGAGAUUGAUGAACUACGAAGGAGAAGCGAGAAACGAAAAAAGCAAAGAGAGAUUGAAGAGAAGAGGCUGACAGCAGAGAGAGCGGCUGAAGAUGAGAGGAGGAAAGCAGCUGAGGAAGCGAAAAGGAGACAGAAGAUUGAAGAUGAGGAGAAGAAGCAGAAGGACAGAGCCAGGAAGAUGGCCGAGUUUGAAAAGUGGAAGCAACCUCAGAAGAGAAAUUUUGUCAUAACCAGGAAAGCUGACGGGGAUGAAGAAGAUGAAGAAGACAAAGAGAAUGAAGAAAAAAGCGACGCAGAAAAAAGUAAAAAAACGAAAGAGCAAUUGGAAGCAGAGAAGAAAGCAAUCUUGAGGCAGAGGAUCAAACCUCUGGAUAUCGACGGAUUGGAUCAGGCCAAACUUGCGGAGAAGGCGAAAGAAUUUCACUCGUGGCUUGCCAGAUUGGAAGGUGAAAGAUACGACCUAGAGAAGAGGUUCAAAUCUCAACAGGCCGCUUUAGUUGAUUUGGCUGAGAGAGCUCGCCAGGCCAACAAAGUUGGGAAGGGAGGACUGAAGCGCAUUGGAGGAGCAGACGACUCAGUCGACAAAAUUCAGGCUAAAUAUGCCGGAGCGCCCGCGAAGGUUGAGAUGUUCAGCAAGUACGAGCGCCAAAAAGACAAGAGAUCCUACGAUGACAAAUACCAAAUUUUUACCGGACCGCAGUUCAUAUCUCCAGUUGACAGAAUCAAACCUCAAAAAAUUUUGCACUGGGAUGAAGAGAGAAUGCCCAUAUAUGGCGCUGGGGCUGAAUAAAAAUCGAAUAAUAAUAAAUAAUUAAAUAAUAAUAAUAGCAAUUAUAAACUCUAAAAAAUUAAAAUUUAGCGUUUUAUUUGAGUAAAUUAUUUUUUUGCAAACUUAAGAAUUAGGUACGAGAUUAUUCCGAUAGAGAUAAAUGCUGAAUAUUUUAUUUUGAAUAAAAAUAUUGUUAACUUCAGAGAGAAUUAAGAAAUUCUAUAUUUCUAUUUUAAGAUGAAUUAGGAUGAAAAAUUAUCUUAGCUUGAUGAAUUUUUAUGUCGAAACAAAAUUUUAUACCGAGACGAUAUUUUAGGCCGAAACGAAAUGCACAAACUAUAUUAUAAAUGUAUUGCUUAUGCAAUUAUCCUAAAUCGUUCGUUGGUUCUCAAAUUUAUUUUUCAAAUUUUUUUUCCUGUUUAGCGUAGAAAUUAAUGUCAUGGAGAUAUUAAGAAAACACUUUUUUGAAUGAAUUUUUUGAAAUAUUUUGAAAAAUAAAUGUCUUAAAAAUCGAG
Molecule: messenger RNA, 1553 nt
Organism: Helobdella robusta
Lineage: Eukaryota; Metazoa; Annelida; Clitellata; Rhynchobdellida; Glossiphoniidae
Exons: 15
Coding region: 94-1059 (321 amino acids)
Biological process (GO): regulation of muscle contraction; muscle contraction; sarcomere organization
Cellular component (GO): troponin complex
Molecular function (GO): tropomyosin binding
Source: RefSeq, a predicted model, not a curated record